Messenger RNA from Monascus purpureus, 984 nucleotides. The record is from the annotation of a GenBank genome assembly. NCBI's taxonomy places the organism in Eukaryota, Fungi, Ascomycota, Eurotiomycetes, Eurotiales, Aspergillaceae.
AUGCGACUGCCCGUCCUUUUCUUAAAGCACCCGCCUAAGCAAACCCCGCUCGUACAGCGUAGUCACCACCGCCAGACUACCCCACCAUCGAAGCUUCAAAAACCACCGCCGAACAACACCCCGUCGAAGAAUCCCUCCUCCCCCUCUCCGACGCGUGAAACUUCGGUUCGAUCCAUACUGCAUACCAUGUCUGGCUCUCCUAGUCUCUACAGCUUCCCGGAUACCGAUGAUCUGGCCAGGCAGCUGAGGACUUACCUCAUCCAGAAUCAGAACAGCUCCAUCGACCGCCACGAUGUCUUCCGAGUUGCUGUCUCUGGUGGCUCCCUUCCGAAGGUUCUGGCCGAGUCAUUGCUUCUUCCCGGGAACGGCUCGAAGGAAGACACCGUUCGGUUCUCGAAAUGGCACAUCUUCUUCGCCGAUGAGCGCUGUGUGCCUCACAACCACCCGGACAGCAACUACCGCCUGCUCAAAGAUGAACUGCUUAGCAAGAUCCCCCCCGAGAUGGGAGCCCCGACCGUGCAUCCCAUCGACGAGAAGAUCGUGGAACAGGACGACCCUCAGGAGCUCGCGGACGCCUACCAGGAAGAGCUGACGCGCGACUUUGCCGCCAAGGAAACCGUCAAGUUACCCAUCUUCGAUCUCAUCUUGUUGGGUUGCGGACCGGACGGCCACACUUGCAGUCUGUUCCCGGGACACGAACUCUUGCGUGAGAAGGAUGCCUGGGUUGCUGCCGAGACCAAUUCGCCCAAACCCCCGCCGAAGCGCAUUACUCUGACUCUGCCCGUUGUCACCCACGCCAUCAGCAUUGCUUUCGUUGUCGCCGGUGAAGGAAAGAAGGUGAUCCUGAAGAAAAUCUUUGAUACGGAAGAGGGCAAGUCGCUUCCGUCCGGCCUUGUCAACGCAGGCGCAGGGAGCAAGGUUAGUUGGUUCACCGAUGCUUCAGCCGUGGUGGGGAUACUGUUCCCCAAGCAAGGAAGCCUAUGA